Molecule: messenger RNA, 2406 nt
Organism: Saccharomyces eubayanus
Lineage: Eukaryota; Fungi; Ascomycota; Saccharomycetes; Saccharomycetales; Saccharomycetaceae
Gene: OPT1
Product: oligopeptide transporter OPT1
Exons: 1
Coding region: 1-2406 (801 amino acids)
Biological process (GO): transmembrane transport
Molecular function (GO): oligopeptide transmembrane transporter activity
Source: RefSeq, a predicted model, not a curated record
AUGACCAUUAUUCACAGGGACGUCGACUCGGUAGAGUCGCAGCCCUCAACAUCGCGGUCGCCAGCCGUCGUCGCCAUCCAGAUAAACCAGACAGAAGAUAAGAAGGACGAUUUCGUCAAGAACAUCGACGAGGACGUCAACAAUCUCACUGCUACUACCGACGAGGAGGACCACGACCCUGAAAGCCAGAAAUACGACCGGCACUCCAUCCAGGAGGAGGGCCUCGUUUGGAAGGGCGACCCCACAUACUUGCCCAACUCUCCAUACCCUGAGGUGAGAUCGGCGGUGUCCAUUGAGGACGACCCGACCAUCCGUCUCAACCACUGGCGGACUUGGUUCUUGACCACGAUCUUCGUGGUGGUGUUUGCAGGUGUCAAUCAGUUCUUCUCUCUGAGAUAUCCAUCGCUCGAGAUUAAUUUCCUUGUCGCACAGGUCGUGUGCUAUCCCAUAGGAAGAAUGCUGGCUCUCCUGCCCGAUUGGAAGUGCACCAGAGUGCCCUUCUUCGAUUUGAAUCCGGGGCCCUUCACCAAGAAGGAGCACGCCGUAGUCACCAUUGCCGUGGCGCUCACCUCCUCCACCGCAUAUGCAAUGUACAUUCUCAACGCACAAGGAAGUUUCUACAACAUGAAACUGAACGUCGGAUACCAGUUCUUGUUGGUUUGGACCUCUCAAAUGAUCGGCUACGGUGCCGCGGGCCUGACCAGAAGAUGGGUCGUCAACCCUGCCAGCUCCAUCUGGCCUCAAACGCUAAUUUCCGUGUCGUUGUUCGACUCGUUGCACUCCAGAGAGGUCGAAAAGUCAGUUGCCAACGGCUGGAAGAUGCCCCGUUACAAGUUCUUCUUGGUCAUUCUUAUCGGGUCCUUUGUCUGGUAUUGGGUGCCCGGGUUUCUUUUCACUGGGCUGUCAUAUUUCAACGUUGUCCUUUGGGGCUCCAAGACAAGACACAAUUUCAUCGCUAACACAAUUUUUGGUACUCAAAGUGGGCUUGGUGCCUUACCAAUCACCUUCGACUACACUCAAAUCUCUCAAGCCAUGUCCGGUUCCGUGUUCGCCACACCUUUUUACGUCUCCGCCAACACUUAUGCAUCUGUGUUAAUUUUUUUCGUCAUCGUUCUACCAUGUCUGUAUUUUACCAACACUUGGUACGCCAAAUUCAUGCCCGUUAUUUCAAGUUCCACUUAUGACAACACUCAAGGCAAGUACAACGUCACAAAAAUCUUAAACGAAGACUACUCCAUCAACCUCGAGAAGUACAAAGAAUACUCGCCUGUUUUCGUCCCAUUUUCGUAUCUUUUGUCAUACGCUCUGAAUUUUGCCGCUGUCAUUGCUGUCUUUGUUCACUGUAUCCUAUACCAUGGUAAAGAUAUCGUUGGCAAGUUUAAAGAUCGUAAAAACGGUGGUGUUGAUAUUCACAUGAGAAUCUAUUCCAAAAACUAUAAAGACUGCCCCGAUUGGUGGUACUUGGUCUUGCAAAUCGUCAUGAUAGGUUUAGGGUUUGUUGCAGUUUGUUGUUUCGACACUAAGUUCCCUGCUUGGGCAUUUGUUAUCGCGAUAUUGAUUUCCCUUGUUAACUUCAUUCCACAAGGUAUCCUGGAAGCGAUGACUAACCAGCACGUUGGUUUGAACAUUAUCACCGAACUAAUAUGUGGUUAUAUGUUGCCUUUGAGACCAAUGGCGAACUUGCUAUUUAAACUAUAUGGGUUUAUUGUCAUGAGACAAGGCCUAAAUUUAAGCAGAGAUUUGAAAUUGGCCAUGUACAUGAAAGUGUCACCACGUUUGAUCUUUGCCGUUCAAAUCUAUGCCACUAUCAUAUCCGGUAUGGUUAACGUUGGUGUCCAAGAAUGGAUGAUGCAUAAUAUUGACGGCUUGUGUACCACUGAUCAACCAAACGGGUUCACUUGUGCCAAUGGUCGUACAGUUUUCAAUUCCUCCAUCAUUUGGUCUUUACCCAAAUAUCUUUUCUCACCAGGGCGUAUUUAUAAUCCAUUGAUGUGGUUCUUCUUGAUUGGUUUAUUAUUCCCAAUGGUUGUCUACGCUAUUCAAUGGAAAUUUCCUAAAUUUAAGUUUGCCAAGCACAUUCAUACUCCUGUCUUUUUCACAGGUCCAGGUAACAUCCCACCAAGUACUCCCUACAACUACUCGUUAUUUUUCGCAACAUCAUUCUGUCUAAAUAUCAUAAGGAAAAGAUGGAGACCUUGGUUCAACAAGUACAACUUCGUGAUGGGAGCUGGUGUUGAGGCUGGUGUCGCAAUCGCUGUCGUCAUUAUCUUCUUAUGCGUACAAUACCCGGGAGGUAAACUCAGCUGGUGGGGGAACAACGUUUGGAAAAGAACGUAUGAUAAUGAUUAUAAGAAAUUUUACACCUUAAAGAAAGGUGAGACUUUCGGUUAUGAUAAAUGGUGGUAA